This is a messenger RNA of Cylas formicarius (sweet potato weevil), 1431 nucleotides long. RefSeq lists its product as uncharacterized. Bases 1 to 1431 code for a protein of 476 amino acids. The record is from RefSeq and is a predicted model, not a curated record. Lineage: Eukaryota; Metazoa; Arthropoda; Insecta; Coleoptera; Brentidae. The transcript has a single exon.
AUGCACUUCUACCAAACAAUAAGAGCCAACUACGGACAGGAAGCAGUUAACCUGAUGAAGAGAUAUGCAAACCUCAGUCAAAAGAUAGCAAAGCAGAAGAACCGAAGAAUUUUCCUGUUAAGAUGCAAGCAUGACAAGUUAACACCGGUAUUUUUAAACAUUAACCUAAAGCAUGUAAAAUUUGUUUGCGCGAAUAACCUGCGUACUUUUAAAGACAAAGUUAUGAACAAGUUUGUAAGUAGUACCCUCAAAUUAUUGAUCACUGAUACAGCGAGUGCUCUGAGAUUUUUGGAAAGGGAAAAAAACAUUGUUUACAACCACUUAGUUGGCAGAAUACCUCAAAUAUAUUUGAAUGAUUUUUUAAAAAUAGUGUUCGGCAAAACUGAAGAUGGUUUUAAUAAAAUUAAGCAAAAUAAUUGUAAAAAAAUUCAUUCUCUAAAACAGUAUCAAAAUAAUAUGGAUACCAUAGUACAAAAUAAGAACUGGGUAGAAAAUUUAACUAAUAUUUAUAUUCCGCGUAACGUGCUUGAGAUCUUUAGUCUUGGUCCAGAUUUUGCCGUCCCUAUCAGCCAACCAAAAGAGAUACCCAUUCCUAACAUCAUCAGCAGUAUUGAGUCAGCUCUUAGAAACUGUUCAACCGACGCACGGAAUGACUAUAGAUCAAAAUGCUGUAAUAUUAUUAGAAACUACAAAAAUAAGCAAAACUGGACUGCUAACCAAACCCAAAAUAUGUUAGUUAAAAAAGUUAAAGAAACCCAACAUUUUCUAAAACAAAACCCUAACAUUAUAACGUUAAAACCUGAUAAGACUAACAAAACAGUCAUAAUGUACACUACCGACUAUGACAAUAAAAUAAAUGAACUUCUAUCAGAUAGGGCCACAUAUAGAGAAUUAAAAAACGAUCCCACAAACAUAUUUCAAAAAAAUAACAACGAUAUAAUAAAUCGAUGGGAAAAAGCUCUCCUAAUCUCGCCGCAAACUGCAAAACACUUAAAAAUUAAUAAUGCUAUCACCCCAAGGAUCUACGGCUUACCAAAACUGCAUAAACAAAAUAUCCCGUUAAGACCUAUUGUCUCUUGCACUCAGUCCCCUUUCGAAAAAUUAUCAAAAUUCUUAAAAAACAUCUUAAAAAACAUAGUGAAUGAUAAUGAAUACUAUAUUAAAGAUUCGUGGCAGUUUAAAGAAAAAAUUAGCAGAAUCAUUCUACCGCAUGACCACAUUUUAGCAUCUCUAGAUGUAGUGUCCCUCUACACAAACAUUCCUAUCGAUUUAGCUAUAGACAUAAUAAAUAAAAAAUGGGACAUGAUCAAACUUCACACAGACAUUCCACUAGACGAGUUCGUGGAAGCCAUAAAAUUAACUCUAAAUUCGACCUAUUUCAUAUAUAAUAAUAAAUAUUACAAGCAGCGCAACUUGUUCUCGAAGACCUAG